AUGUCUAACAGCAGCUCCAUCACCCAGUUCCUCCUCCUGGCAUUGGCAGACACGCGGGAGCUGCAGCUCUUGCACUUCUGGCUCUUCCUGGGCAUCUACCUGGCUGCCGUCCUGGGCAACGGACUCAUCAUCACCACCGUAGUGUGUGACAAACAUCUCCACACCCCCAUGUACUUCUUCCUCCUCAACCUGUCCCUUCUUGACCUGGGCUCCAUUUCUACCAUUGUCCCCAAAGCCAUGGCCAAUUCCCUGUGGGAAACCAGGGCCAUCUCCUAUGCAGGAUGUGCUGCCCAAGCUUUUCUCUUUUUAUUUUUCAUUUCAACUGAGUAUUUUCUCCUCACUGUCAUGGCCUAUGACCGCUACGUGGCCAUCUGCCAGCCCCUGCACUACGGGACCCUGCUGGGCAGCAGAGCUUGUGUCCACAUGGCAGCUGUUGUCUGGGGUAGUGAUGUUCUCUAUGCUGCGCUGCACACGGCCAAUACUUUUUCACUGCCGCUCUGCCACGGCAAUGCCCUGGGACAGUUCUUCUGUGAAAUCCCACAGAUCCUCAAGCUCUCCUGCUCACACACCUACCUCAGGGAAGCGGGGCUUAUUGUGGUUAGUGCCUUCAUAGCAUUUGGCUGUUUUGUUUCCAUCAUGCUGUCCUACGUUCAGAUCUUCAGGGCUGUGCUGAGGAUCCCCUCUGAGCAGGGACGGCACAAAGCCUUUUCCACGUGCCUCCCUCACCUGGCCGUGGUCUCCCUCUUUCUCAGCACUGGCACAUUUGCCUACCUGAAACCCCCCUCCGUCUCCGCCAAAUCUCUGGACUUGGCGGUCUCAGUCCUGUACUCGUUGGUGCCUCCAGCAGUGAACCCCCUCAUCUACAGCAUGAGGAACCAGGAGCUGAAGGGUGCAAUGUGCAAAAUGAUAACUGGAUGUCCCUGUGUUCAGAAACAGAAGAUGUCUAACAGCAGCUCCAUCACCCAGUUCCUCCUCCUGGCAUUGGCAGACACGCGGGAGCUGCAGCUCUUGCACUUCUGGCUCUUCCUGGGCAUCUACCUGGCUGCCGUCCUGGGCAACGGACUCAUCAUCACCACCGUAGUGUGUGACAAACAUCUCCACACCCCCAUGUACUUCUUCCUCCUCAACCUGUCCCUUCUUGACCUGGGCUCCAUUUCUACCAUUGUCCCCAAAGCCAUGGCCAAUUCCCUGUGGGAAACCAGGGCCAUCUCCUAUGCAGGAUGUGCUGCCCAAGCUUUUCUCUUUUUAUUUUUCAUUUCAACUGAGUAUUUUCUCCUCACUGUCAUGGCCUAUGACCGCUACGUGGCCAUCUGCCAGCCCCUGCACUACGGGACCCUGCUGGGCAGCAGAGCUUGUGUCCACAUGGCAGCUGUUGUCUGGGGUAGUGAUGUUCUCUAUGCUGCGCUGCACACGGCCAAUACUUUCUCACUGCCACUCUGCCACGGCAAUGCCCUGGGACAGUUCUUCUGUGAAAUCCCACAGAUCCUCAAGCUCUCCUGCUCACACACCUACCUCAGGGAAGUGGGGCUUAUUGUGGUUAGUGCCUUCAUAGCAUUUGGCUGUUUUGUUUCCAUCAUGCUGUCCUACGUUCAGAUCUUCAGGGCUGUGCUGAGGAUCCCCUCUGAGCAGGGACGGCACAAAGCCUUUUCCACGUGCCUCCCUCACCUGGCCGUGGUCUCCCUCUUUCUCAGCACUGGCACAUUUGCCUACCUGAAACCCCCCUCCGUCUCCUCCAAAUCUCUGGACUUGGCGGUCUCAGUCCUGUACUCGUUGGUGCCUCCAGCAGUGAACCCCCUCAUCUACAGCAUGAGGAACCAGGAGCUGAAGGACGCACUGAAGAAGCUGAUGACAUCAUGUGUGUUUAACAUUCCAUCUAUGACAAUCAUGGUUUUACUUCAAUGUAUUUCCUCACUCCCCUUCCCCAAAAGCACGAACCCAGCCUCCCUGACCCAGAGGCCUUUGUACAUGCGCCAGGGAGGAUGGUCCUAA
Falco peregrinus (peregrine falcon) is the source of this 1989-nucleotide messenger RNA. RefSeq names its product olfactory receptor 5T2-like. Gene Ontology annotation, molecular function: G protein-coupled receptor activity; olfactory receptor activity. The record is from RefSeq and is a predicted model, not a curated record. Gene Ontology annotation, cellular component: membrane. Bases 1 to 1989 code for a protein of 662 amino acids. Lineage: Eukaryota; Metazoa; Chordata; Aves; Falconiformes; Falconidae. The transcript has 4 exons. Gene Ontology annotation, biological process: G protein-coupled receptor signaling pathway.